This is a messenger RNA of Exophiala bonariae, 1146 nucleotides long. RefSeq lists its product as uncharacterized. Lineage: Eukaryota; Fungi; Ascomycota; Eurotiomycetes; Chaetothyriales; Herpotrichiellaceae. The record is from RefSeq and is a predicted model, not a curated record. The transcript has a single exon. Bases 1 to 1146 code for a protein of 381 amino acids.
AUGGUUGAGCUUGGUAUCACUACACUAGCGCUUAGCACCUUCGCCAACGUACACCAAGACUCUCCAGCCUCGAAAAUAGCUUCUAGGAAGUACGAAAAGCUACUUGGUAUUGUGCGACAAAAGGUGCAGACGCUAGAUGAGACAAAUGUCGACUCCUGUCUUUUGGCAAUUUUCACCAUGGCCCGAUAUGAAGCUACAACGUACUUUGAUGUACAUGGUGCUGUAUCAAGUUGCAAAAGCCUUUUACAUCAUGAUGGCUCAAAGGCGGUUUUGAAGCUUUGGAAAGAAGGCCUGAGUCACAAAAUGGCAGCCACAGAAGUGAUUAAGCAUAGUAGGCGGGGAGUGAUCAGGUCUGCACUUAUCAGAGGGACUUUUAUACCCGAGUGGCUUCAGAAUGGGCAUGAUUUUGGUGAGCGUGGCCGAGAGCUUGCGUUUGACUACAUCAUGGUCCAGCUACUCAAUCUUCGAUACGAGGUUCGAGCCUUGAGUGUCAAGGCAGGAAAAGCGAAUGGCCAAAGUUCGGGCAAGGUCGCAGAGAGGGCAUUGGAGCUGUUCGAUAAGCUACACGACAUUGAUAGCUCAUUGCAGGACUGGAAAGCCCAUUUCCCGCGUGGCUGGGCCUACCGGUCUGCUCAUUCCAAUCUUCAGCUUGUCGGUUCCGGUUCAGAAAACACCCCAUGGACCAUUUACAGCUACUCGAGCCCGUUGCAUGCCUGGACCUGGAAUCAAUAUAUCACUACGUGUAUGCUAAUCGAUAAUACACGUAUCAAAAUUCUGGAAAUCUGUAAAGACUCCACGUCGGACGGGUACUCUUGGAAGGAGCAACUGACACAAUGCGUUUCUCGUAUUCACACUAUGAGUGAUCAGCUGGCUGCCAACAUUCCCUACUGUUUGCAAAGAUUCAAGCCAACUCACGGACAAUCCGAGGAAGCAGAGGGCCCGGAUCAUAUCUGGUACAGCCCAGACAGAAAGAUCAAGCCAUACGCUGCAAAUCAAUUAAUAUGGCCAAUAGGAAUAGCUGCAGGCAUCAGCAACAUGGAUCCUAAGCAGCGACAAUGGUUCAGAUCCAUGCUUUCGGCGCUUGGCAAGAUAACAGGGCAUGGCGUUAUUGCCUCCGCUGACACAAAUAAUUGGCUUCAGCUCUAA